AAAUCCCCCUCCGGUCACGUGGUGCGGACUGGAGAUGAGCCGGAUUAAUGCAGCGGUGGGGAACGAAAGGGACGGUAACGGGAAACGGAGACAACUCAGGAUUUAACGGCGACCGAAUGCUGCGACGAUGAUUUCUCCGUGGGACAGAUGGUACACGACCAGCUGCUGCCUGUGCUGUCAUGUACGGACGGGCACUAUUAUCCUGGGCAUCUGGUAUAUGCUGAUCAAUGCAGUGGUUUUGUUGAUCCUGUUGUCGGCUCUCAAUGACCCUAUCCAGUACCACUACCACCUCACCAGCUCCGAACUCGGCACGGAUCUGGAUGUCAUGGACGAUGCAAACAUGUGUAUCGCUGCUGCAAUCUCAUUGCUGAUGAUUUUGAUUAGUGGAAUGGCCACCUAUGGUGCAUAUAAGCAACAUGCUGCAUGGAUCAUUCCUUUCUUCUGCUACCAGAUCUUUGACUUUGCUCUUAACACACUGGUAGCGAUAAGUGUUGUAGUCUACCCCAACACCAUACAGGACUAUCUUCAGCAGCUGCCUGGGACCUUUCCAUACAAAGAGGACUUGAUGUCCACAAACAACAUGUGCCUAGUAUUAGCAGUGCUUCUCUUUGUUGGAUGCAUCUUAGCCUUUAAGGCUUACCUUAUUGCCUGUGUGUGGAACUGCUACAGAUACGUCAGUGAAAGAAGCACUACAGAGGUCCUGCUUUAUGUCACCACAAAUGACACUACAGUACUACUUCCACCCUACGAGGAGGUCGUCGCCAUUCCGCCGAAAGAUCCCCCUCCCCAGUACGUUUCAGCUUGAGAAUCACACCCUUCUCUAACUACGCUCCUCCCAAACCUCCUCCAAAGAAACACUCUCCGUCACAGAAGCCCAUUCUGUUGCCCCGGUCUCCUGUUUGUCGCUGUGUGACGUAAGCCUCCUCUCUGGAGGCAGCAGUAUGACUUUGAGACGCCCUUCCCUCGACGAGGCUGCCCAGCUGUCCUGGCAACCCAACGCUCUGUGUCAGCUCCAAUCCCAUUUGCACAUUCGCCGAUUAUGAGCGACACUGGCCUUUUUAAUACUGUGAAUUUCUCAGUAGUGUUAUUGUCUACUGAUAUACCUGAGAAUUGAAUGCGGCGUGCAUGAUGAACACGGGAGUUACGUAACAGCACUUUUUUUAAAUAAAUGGGAAAUUACCUAGAAAUGUUCUGAAUAUAAGAAGCUGGCGUUUUCACUUUAAUUCCGUUUUACUGUGCGAAAUAAAAAUGACGAGUUUUUAUUCCGAAUAUAACUAAAUUAUUUGUAAAAGAAAAAAAUAAUGCAAGCAAUUCUACACCAUUUUAUCUAACAAAGUGAAAUCUUUCAAGUCUUCCUUUAUACACAAUGUCCCAAAACAUGAUGCAAUUAUUGAUUAAUAUUCUCUUUCAAUCAAUCAAAUGCUAAUCGUUAGUUGUAGAUGUAGAUGUUGCAAAGACUGAAUGAUUCUGCUGCUUGUUAACAGUUACAAAGCUGUGUAUAAUUGAUAACAUUGGUUUAAAGGUGAAAUCAAGUAGAUUUUAAUGAUUUUAUGGACUGUUUCAUGCACCAUAGGGGUCUGACUUCAAAUUAAAGGACUUGUCACAAAAAAAGCACAUAUUUGGGUUAAGGUGCCAUCACAUUUACCAUUUUUUCAAUAGGAUGCCAUGCGAUAGGAAUUUAGUUUCCCCACUAAAAGAUUUUAAAACAUUAAGUUUGGCACACAUAUACGCCACGAACAAAAGCUGCAUGGUUUGAAAGUGAUUUCUGUGUGAACUGUGCUUUAUACAUCACUACACUUAAAACACAAUGGACUUUUUUUGUCUCAAAAUUUGUUAAAACUUUUGAUAAUGUAAAUGCAUCUUAACAGUUGAGGCACUUAGAAUGGAAGUGAAUUGGACCAGUCGAAGUUAAAUUCUUGCUUUAUUGCUUUCAAUAGCAUCACAGGACGAUAUGUGUUAACAUGAUUUUAGAGAUCUCUCUAUGUGAAGUUAUAUCCCAUUUUACGGUUUAACCCAUAAAUUGAAUAACAAUAGUUUAAACGGCGUUACAGCAACAGAAAUAUUAAAGUGCUUUUAUAAAUUAGAAGCUUCACAUUUAAAAUCCUUUAAAAACAUCUCCAUUCAAUUCCAUUGUAGGUGCGUGACAUACCUUGAUUUUUGCUGCAGGUUUUUUUUUUUUUUUUUUAAGAAAACCAGAACCUUUUGAGUUAAUCAACAUUAUGAACCAUUGAAUAAAUGAAAAUGACCGGUGUUAGGAAAUCAUUUUUGUUAUUUGGUGAAGUUACAUGCUCCUGUUCAGAGAAGUAGCAUAACUUUUUUGUCAUUAUCACUGGGUUACAAUCUGUGUCUGCAGACUGCAGUGUUUUUUGCACAUAUGAAUAUUAUUCAUUCGUGUUAUUGUCUGUGUGUUAAUCAGUAAUUGUGACAAAUGAAAAAAGUAGAUUAGCUUGUAGCUUAGUUCAGAUGACAUAGCAUCUCCCCCACUCACCUUCCAGCUCAAAAUAGCUUCUGUUAUUGGGAACAUUUUCUGAUUUUUAUAUACAGUGGCUAUGCAAGGGUAUUUUGUAACAUGUAUCCAUAGCUGAAAAUGACUAUAUGCUUACAUUUAUUCAUAACAUUAGGUAUAGAAGCGCUAAUAAAUGUGUUAGACAUUGA
Carassius gibelio (silver crucian carp) is the source of this 2655-nucleotide messenger RNA. RefSeq names its product lysosomal-associated transmembrane protein 4B. NCBI's taxonomy places the organism in Eukaryota, Metazoa, Chordata, Actinopteri, Cypriniformes, Cyprinidae. The transcript has 8 exons. Gene Ontology annotation, cellular component: lysosomal membrane. The record is from RefSeq and is a predicted model, not a curated record. The coding region runs from base 128 to 805 and encodes 225 amino acids.